This is a messenger RNA of Scheffersomyces coipomensis, 612 nucleotides long. It is a transcript of the gene RIB3, whose product is annotated as 3,4-dihydroxy-2-butanone-4-phosphate synthase. Lineage: Eukaryota; Fungi; Ascomycota; Pichiomycetes; Serinales; Debaryomycetaceae. Gene Ontology annotation, biological process: riboflavin biosynthetic process. Gene Ontology annotation, cellular component: cytosol. The record is from RefSeq and is a predicted model, not a curated record. Gene Ontology annotation, molecular function: 3,4-dihydroxy-2-butanone-4-phosphate synthase activity. Bases 1 to 612 code for a protein of 203 amino acids. The transcript has a single exon.
AUGACUCAAAUAUUUAAUCCAAUAUCAGAAGCUCUCGAAGGAUUCAAAAAUGGUGAAUUCCUUAUUGUCAUGGAUGAUGAAGAUCGUGAAAAUGAAGGAGAUUUAAUCAUAUCUGCCGAAUUAAUAACUCAAGAAAAAAUGGCUUUCUUAGUAAGAUAUUCUUCAGGUUAUGUAUGUGCUCCAUUAUCAACUGAAAGAGCUGAUGCCUUAGAUUUACAACCAAUGUUAAAAGAUAGAACUGAUAGACAUGGUACUGCUUAUACUGUCACUUGUGAUUUCGGUGAAGGUACCACUACUGGUAUUUCUGCUCAUGAUAGAGCUUUAACCGCUAAUAAAUUAGCUGAUCCAACUGUAAAACCUCAAGAUUUUAUUAGACCAGGUCAUGUUUUACCUUUAAGAGCCGUACCAGGAUUAUUAAAAAAGAGAAGAGGUCAUACUGAAGCUGCCGUUCAAUUAUGUGAAUUAACUGGAUUACAACCAGCUGCUGUCAUUUGUGAAUUGGUUAGAGAUGAAGAUGGUUUAAUGAUGAGAUUAGAUGAUUGUGUUAAAUUCGGUAAAACUCAUAAUAUUAAAAUCAUCAAUAUUAAUCAAAUCGUUGAUCACCUUAAUUAA